CAGCCCUUUACCACUUCCUGUAACACUUAAAAAAAAAGAAAAAAGAUUGAGCAAUCAUCGAGACAGAAGAGUUCGAGUCAUCUCAGAUCUUCGCUCGAACUGAAACCAGUCAGACGUCUUUGACAAAACCAGUUUGAGAAUGGAGCUCCUGAUGUGGGUCUUUGGUCUUCUCGCCUUUGCCUCCAUGCUGACUCCAGCAGAGGCUAUGAUGGUAUAUGACCCUCAGAUGUGCUUCAUCCUGGACGGGGUCCUGGGUCUGUAUGGCCUCAUCGUCACCGGCAUGUUCAUCAAGGAGCGGUUUUUCACAACCAAACUGAAGGGGGCGGAGGAGAGCACCUACGCUGAUCUGAAAGGACAGGACACUGAAGGUUACACACGGCUGAUGACCAGAGACGUUGAAAGAGGACGGAAUCGCAGAGCGCCUGAUGACAACAGCACCUACACGGAUUUGAAGAAACACACAGAAGGGGAAUACAAGGAGCUUCCUGUCAGAGGACAGCGUCACCGAAAAAAUGAGCAGCUUUAUCAGGGUCUGAACACGACCACCAGGGACACCUACGACUCCCUGCAGAUGCAGCAGCUUCCUGCUCGCUAACAUCGCACAGCUCGCUGUUGACAUUUUGACCCUGAACCCAACCCGAACCCUUUAUCCGUCACCUCCUCCUUUCUGUCAUCUGUUUUUGGCAAACCGCGUUAUUGCCAGCUGGUCCAAGUCCACCACAAAGUGUUAAGGCGGCGGUAGCGUGCUUCAUCCUAGCGACUUUGUCCACACCCCGUAGAACCGGACCAGAACAUUCUCCAUAUUUUUAAUGGUGGCCAAAAGUUGGACUUUUGUUUUUCACAGUUGUGAUCCAUUUUUCGUUGAUGUUGCUUCAUGUCAGCUCAGCACACCGCUGUGUUUAGACUCACUGCUGGAACCCAUUUUUAAAGGUUUGAGGGCAAAAUAUUUCAUUACAUUGUCCAAUUAAAUUUUAAUGUUCUUUUCAAACAUAAAUUGCAGAUUCGUUCUUCUCGUCCCUCAUAUUCAUGUCAAACCGUUGGAUUUUUGUUGAAGUAAAGGGAGGAUGUUUGGCUGGACAGAAGCAGCUCAAAGGUGGAUAUAAGAUUUGUGAUGAUGUUUGAAUUUAUGGUCACACUUGUGCAUGUGAGAGGAUGACAUCACUCGUGAGUGAGUGGUUUUAAUGAAUGCUUAAAGCUGUACAGCCUUUGUUUGUUUUUUUUUAAAAGAUUUAAGUCAUAAAAUAAUUUUAUUUGGCGCUACUAUAAUUGCAUUACUUCGCAUUUAAAUAAAGGAUUAUAAUACGAUUCUGCCAAUAUGAUCAAAAUUAGUGCUGUCUGGAAACAAUUUAUGAAUUUCUUCCCCUGAUGGGUCAAAAUUCAAGUGAUCAGACACCAUGAUAUACUUUUGGUAGCAGCAUCAUGCAUCUUGUGGGAGCUUCCCCCGAUCUGCAUAAGCAUGCUGGGAAGUACAUGGUGAUAGCCAAUCGUAGUAAAGAAGGGCAAUGUGAUGUCAGCUGGCUGCUCACUCAAACAAGAUAAAGCAAGAUGGGGGAAAAUACUCUAAAACAGCUUAUCUCUGUAUAAAUCAAAUAGUUUUGCAUAUAUUUUGUAAACAUUAAUGCGAAAUAAACACUUCUAAAUCUAAAAAUGCUAUUUUUGAAACCAGACAACACCUCUGCAGAGAUGUACAAAAACAACUUAUGGAUAUUAGCAUGCACACCCCAGGAAAAUGCAUCAAGAAAGUGGGUCAGGUCACAGGUCAUCUCAAAACCUUACGUAUAUGCACACGUGCAUGUAAAGACAUUGGAAUUCCCCCAGGUAAAUCUGUUCUUUUCAUUAAAAUGAGCUGUAAAUUUGCAACAUGUUACAAAAAUAAAGUGACAUAAUAAUGUUUGGAUUUCAGUACAAAUUAAAUUUUCAAUCAAUCAAUGUUGAUUCAUAGAGCCCUUUACAACACUCAAGCUGACCAAAGUGCUUUACAGUAAAAUAAAAACAAUAUAGAAUAAAAAAUUAAAAAACACAUUAAAACAAGACAAGAAAACACAAUAGAAGGUAAAACUGUCAGCGUGCUACUCAGUGUUAAAAGCCAGCCUGAAUAAAAAAGUUUUGAGCCUCGACUUAAAAAGACCAACAUCAGUUAUAGAACGCAUAUCAGAGGGCAGUUUAUUCCAGAGUCUGGAAAAAUUUUGUCAGUUUCGUUCACUUUGAAAGGCCGUACAGCUUUAAACAUAUAUUUUAAUGUUUUGUUUUUUCCACUGUCUAUUACUUUGUUUGACUGUAAUGAACCCACUUUGACUUUGACUUUAUUUUUUUUUAACGUGUAUUACUUUCAUUUUCAUGAAGCAGAGAAGCUCUUGUUGAUGGUCUUCCAGUGUGACUUUUGUCAUUAACAUGGACAGAAAUAUCACAUUAUAUGUAUAUUAUUUUGAAAUUUUCCUGAGAAUUUUCCUGCACUGAUGAUGCAUAUUAUAUUGUUUUGACAUGUUGGUUGUCAGUAUUUAGCUUGAUCAUUUAAAAAUUCCUGUAUAUGUUCUGUAAAAGUUAAGCUGAUUUUAUGGUGCAUUUUUAUUGUUUAUUAAACCAUCUAUAUUA
Messenger RNA from Thalassophryne amazonica, 2592 nucleotides. RefSeq names its product T-cell surface glycoprotein CD3 zeta chain-like. The record is from RefSeq and is a predicted model, not a curated record. The coding region runs from base 140 to 595 and encodes 151 amino acids. Gene Ontology annotation, cellular component: membrane. NCBI's taxonomy places the organism in Eukaryota, Metazoa, Chordata, Actinopteri, Batrachoidiformes, Batrachoididae. Gene Ontology annotation, biological process: cell surface receptor signaling pathway. Gene Ontology annotation, molecular function: transmembrane signaling receptor activity. The transcript has 8 exons.